AUGGCCGCCGCGGCUCAGCCGGAGGCCCAGCAAGCCGGCUUCUCCGCUACAAAGCUGGCGGGCUAUGUGGGGCUCAUCAUCACCUUCCUCUUUCUCAAUUCCUCGCUAAACCUCCUGAACAAGUGGGCUCUGGGGUUUGCCGGGUUCCGCUUCCCUUUUCUCCUCACGUCAUCCCACAUGGCCUUCAGCUUCACGGUGCUUGCGCCAGUGGCCCUGGCGCAGCCCUGGUCCGUGCACCAGGCCACGCUGCAGAAGCAGUGGCGCGGUAUCCUGUGUAUUGGCGCCUUCAUGGCCCUGAACAUCGCGCUCAACAACAUCAGCCUGCUCGACAUCUCGCUGUCCCUCAACCAAAUCAUCAGGUCGGCCAUCCCCGUGGUGGCCUGCGUCCUGGCCAUCCUUGUGGAAUCCAAGUAUCCCACGCGGCAAGAAGCGGUGUCACUGGUGGUGCUCAGCCUGGGCGUCAUGCUGGCGGUCUGGCAGGGCACGGUGACUGGCGAGCCUGAAAAGCUGGAUGUGGUGCGGCUGACCUUUUAUGUGGCACCCGUCAGUUUGGUUUUCCUGGCCCCGUUCUUCUGGGUGUUUGAGGAGUUCAAGAUCAUCUGCCUGCUGGUGCUGUCCGCCAUGCUGCUGGGCGAGAGCGACAUGUUCACCCCCAAGAUGGUCACCGGCUGCGUUCUGGCCAUCGUCGGAUUUGGAGCAUACAGCCACUGCAAAUUGCACGCUAUCAAAGCGAGGGCAGCCUCGCAGCCAACUGGUGGCGGCACUGACGAGACGCAGCCUCUAAACAUGGCGCAGGCCCGCGGCUUGGCGAUCAUGGCCUCCGUGGCGGAGGUCUCCCUGCAGCGCAGCGGCCCUCUGGCGCUCUUCCAGCAGUGCAGGUCGCUGAGUUUUUCAGAACCUAUGCUGGUCCAUGACAACAGGCAUCAUGGAUCAGGAGUCCCAGAGUACUGGGGACGCGACUCCCCAUACCAUGGCGGCACCGAGUUUCUAGGCACGCCGCCCAACCACCUUGAGCUUGUCGCCAAGCGCCCUGUGUCACCGCACGUGUUUGAGAUUGAUGGCCGACAGCCGCACUACAAGUUCCCCCUGGGCGCCAUCUCCUCUAUCACCAACCGCGCCACCGGCUGCAUGCUUUCCGUUGGCACUGGCGCUGCUGCCUACAUCGCACUGACGGGCGACCUGGGCGCUGCCAUUGCCGCAUUCAAGGAUGCCGCGCCCCUGCUAGUCUUCCCUGCCAAGGCCGCCGUGGCCUUCCCGCUGGUGUAUCACUACCUGGCUGGUGUGCGCCACCUCUACUGGGACCAUGCCAAGUAUGGCAACCAGGCAGACAAGGACUCUCCGCUGGAGGUCCCCGCAGUCGAGGCCAGCAGCAAGCUGCUGCUGGGCGGCAGCGCGGCAGCAACCGUGCUGGCGGCUGUGUACACAAUCUGA
Molecule: messenger RNA, 1431 nt
Organism: Chlorella variabilis
Lineage: Eukaryota; Viridiplantae; Chlorophyta; Trebouxiophyceae; Chlorellales; Chlorellaceae
Exons: 12
Coding region: 1-1431 (476 amino acids)
Biological process (GO): mitochondrial electron transport, succinate to ubiquinone; tricarboxylic acid cycle
Cellular component (GO): membrane
Molecular function (GO): electron transfer activity; succinate dehydrogenase activity
Source: RefSeq, a predicted model, not a curated record